Messenger RNA from Chiloscyllium plagiosum (whitespotted bambooshark), 6250 nucleotides. Lineage: Eukaryota; Metazoa; Chordata; Chondrichthyes; Orectolobiformes; Hemiscylliidae. The record is from RefSeq and is a predicted model, not a curated record.
UGACCGGUGCUCGGGGAGGAGGAGUACCCGGGCUGGUGUGGGAGAGGGAGAGUGUGGGCACGGCCUGGCUGGAGUGGGACUAGGCUGGGGGAAAGCGCCUGCAAACCUGGCCAGACCGCCACAUUGGGCCGCCGGGGGGCAAAUUGCUACUCUGGAAACCAAGGUUGUUCAUAUGUGGAAAUGGCUCUACAGGAUUUGCCAGAUAUUUCUGCUAUGACAGAUGAAGUAUACCGAACACGAAGCCAAAAGAGAGCGUUGGAGCGCGAAGGCCUGCAUAAUGAUGUGGAUAUGAAGAAACCAAAAAUGGAAUGUUCCAGAGGGAAUGAUAGGGACAGUGAACUAGAUGAUGUGAAAGGGGGAAUGAGAAUUAAAACUGAACCCGUCGAUCGGGGUGGUGGUCGGACUCCUGGGUUACUAAAAGGGCCUGGUGAAGUGAAAGCAACAAUUAAAGUAGAAGUACAGGCCGGUGAUGAACCUGUCGACAUGAGCACAUCAAAGAUUGAAAUGAAGAAGGGAAAGCGUGCACCAUCACCAGAUAUCAUCAUCCUCUCUGACAAUGAAGCCUCAAGUCCCAGGAUGAAUGGGCUCUCAAAGGAACCGGGAAGAAACGCAAAUAGAGAUGAUAUUAUGAGCACACCAGAGGAGCGAGAGAGAAUGAUUAAGCAGUUAAAGGAAGAGCUACGGCUGGAGGAAGCCAAACUCGUCCUACUCAAGAAACUUCGGCAGAGCCAAAUUCAAAAGGAAGCUACCAUCCCGAAGCCUGCUGUCUCGACAGGCACUGCCAUGGCCACCCCACCCCCGCUGGUCCGGGGAACGCUGCAUGUUCCCGCUGGCAAGCCCAACUUCCAGGUAACCGCUGCCCGUACAAUGGGUACAGUAAUUCCACCACCUCUGAUUCGUGGUGGUCAACAGGGAAUCUCAAAACCUGGAUCCCAGCAGAACUCUCAGAUAGCAAUGCCACCAUUAGUGAGAGGAGCACAGCCAAUGUCUGUUUCUCCCCAGCAAAUCCACGCCAUCAGGCCACAUGCCAGCACCGCUCCACCACCCCUGCUCCUGGCCCCACGGGCUUCCGUGCCGAGCUCCGUGCAGAUGCAGGGCCAGAGGAUUCUUCAGCAGGGACUAAUCCGUGUGGCCAAUGUCCCCAACACCAGCCUGCUCGUCAACAUUCCACAGGCAUCGAGUACGAUGAAAGCUUCAGCAUUGAAUUCGGCUCAGUCAAAUGCCAACACCAAUACAGUGUCGUCAGUCAUGAAUUCCAAUGACUCACCAGCUAGUCGGCAGGCAGCAGCUAAGCUUGCUCUCCGGAAGCAGCUGGAGAAGACAUUGCUGGAAAUCCCACCCCCCAAACCACCAGCCCCCGAGCUGAACUUCCUACCCAGUGCUGCAAAUAAUGAGUUCAUCUACUUGGUGGGACUGGAGGAGGUGGUACAUAAUCUUCUAGAAACCCAAGGUAAAAGUUCAGUACAGGGACUGACCCAAGAGCCAUACGCCUGUUCUCAAUGUAAAACUGAUUUCACCUGUCGCUGGAGGCAAGGGAAAACUGGCACUAUCAUGUGUGAGCAGUGCGUGACGUCCAACCAAAAGAAGGCAUUGAAAGCUGAGCAUACCAAUCGUCUGAAAGCAGCAUUUGUGAAGGCCCUUCAGCAAGAGCAGGAGAUUGAGCAGCGGAUACUGCAACAGACAUCAUCAACUGUACAGAGCAAGCAGGACUCUGCAGUACAGCACCACACGUUGAAACAGAGCUCUGGGCAGCUGUCUCGAGGGCCACAGUCAAUUACAACCAACCCCCGAGGAGUGCUGCACACGUUUAGCCAAUCGUCUCAACUGCAAAAUGCUGCUCUUGUCAGCAGGCAAAAUAAGCACACCGAGCGAGCUGGGAGCAAAGGCAACACCACCACCUGGAGGAAGCAGAUUAGCAACACAGGGGUUACAAUGGCAUACGUUAGCCCGAAUCUUUCGAUGCACAAGACAACUUCAGCCGUGGAACGUCAGCGCGAGUACCUGCUGGACAUGAUCCCUUCACGAUCUAUCAGCCAGUCGGCCACCACAUGGAAAUAAAUUGGGAUGGGGGUUGGGGGGAGGGAGAGGGAGGGAGGGAAAUAGCUCCAAGAGACAACCGCCAAAACCUUGCACCCCUCUUUACUGCUAACAUGCAGUCCAACAGUCAGAGAGGUGUGGGGCCCGCGUCAACCCAGCAACCCAGCCAUUUUCCCAUAGCUCUGUUCAGAUGAAAUCUGGAUUUCUUUGCCUUUUGGACACUUCUUACACAAUGUAUAAGGAAAAUUACAACAUGUGACUAUUAGGAAUGAGUAUUCAUUUUGUUGGAUUAUAAUGAAAAUUGUAUGGGGAAAUGAGAAUUUUUUUUACUUGCUCUUUCUCAGUGUGUGUGCGUGCGUGCGUAUGAGAGUGCGUGCCUGUAUGUAUAAAUGAGUGUGAGCCUGUGUGAGCGUGUGCCAUUGUUUCUCGCCUUCAUAGUAUAAAGGACUGCACCAUAGUUCUCAAGUUCUACAUUAGCUGUAUAGUUUUGUUUAGGGGUUUUCUCUUUCUUUAUCAUGUCCGCAAACAUACUAACAGUGUCAAUCAUUCUGAGGGUUGAAGUUGAGAAGAGGACUUUUGAGUCAGUUACAGUUGUGACAAUUUGGAGCGUUGCAUUUUUAAGAACAGAUUUGAGAUGCAGACUGGGCAAUGUUGAAGGAUCACAAACUAGUGUUGUCCAAAGCAUGAGGACUCUACCUACGAUGAUAUAUGUUUGUAGCUUCUACUCUUCCAUUCCUAAAAUGUUUUUGUUUAAUUGCUUUGAAGCAAACAGUGAUUUCUCUGCAGAUUCCAACGCCCCUCUGCGCCUUGCCCACUUGCAACCCAAGCUUUAAAUGGGGGUUUCCUUUUACAGCAAAAAUUAAAGUUUGGCUGAAAAAAGUAAGUGGCUAUGCACAACGUUGUUAGAGGAUGUGCAAUGAUGCUGAUGAUUUCCAGUGUGUGUUUCCUGGCUGUCCCAUAACUCACUUUCCAUCAGUAAUAGUAAUCAAGUAAUUCCUCCUGCCCUUUCACAAACCCCAACAAAUGCACAUUGAACGUAAGUCAAUUUGCAAGCAGCAUAUUUUACACUGGGAAUAGACGGGUAACCUAAGACACGGGUCAUUUUCUAUUGCUUUGAGUGGAGAACUUAUUUCAACAAGGGUUUUGUGUGUUUUUAUUUGCAAGUUCAACAUGAAGUUACUCACUGGUGAGCAAGCUACCCUUGAAUGCCAUUUCCAUUCAAGUCAGGGAUAUGACCUCAGCACUGACAUUCCUUCACUUUGCUGAAGAGACUUCAGGAAGGGAGGGUUUUUUUUUCUGCUCUCUUUCUCCCCCACCACCUUUGUUGUGGGUCUACUGCUGUUUGGAAACCUCCACAUUGGAGUACUUGAUUAAUUACCCCAUUAGUAUCAAUCUUAUGGCAGAUCUAGCUCCCAUGCUCCUGAUGCUGGAUUUUUUUUUAUGUGCCUGGAUCUCUGUUCCAUAAUUAUUAGAGGGUUGGGGAUAGAUUUUUCUCUUAUAUGCAUACAUUGAACCUCACUACAGGAUGGUGCUCUUGCAUUUUACUCCCAGUCUAUUUGAGAGAGGUGUCCUUACCUGAAUGCUGCAGUGCUGUAGUCGAAGAUAAGCCAUGCAUUUAUGUUUGGAAAGGGGCAGGCAGGCAGACAGAAGUGGGUUGAAGCGAUUUGAUCAUGGGCACGUUGCUGCUUGAAGCUAGAGCUGGGAAGAGAUAGACGUGAUAAAAAAAGCACAAACAUCCACAGUGUUAAACUGUGCCCAAGCAAGUACAUGUUCUGUUUUGAACUCUGAGAAACUGGAAUUGGCACUGUUAUUUUUAACUCAUUUGCUUCACCUUCCAGUGCGAAUAAUUUCCUCCUUCAUUUAGGGAGAUUUUUAUUUCCCCUCCUUUUUUGUUAUUUAAUUAGCCAUUUGGAAGCCAUUAAAAAGAUUUUGCCAGUUAUCUCUGUUUUUCUCCUGUAAACCUUAAGGGCUCUCUUGAGCAAGAAAUUUAAUAUCACCAGAGUAAUAUUGUUGAGUGGAGUUGGAUCAUUGCAAAGUGUGACGUUGUAAUUUUCAGAGAUCCCGAUAUUUACGUCUGAUCAGAUCCCCAUCGUGGAAAUGGGUCAAAAGAGAAUGUUUCCAAUUUAAUAAUGUGCAUAAAGGUAAGAGCUUAUGCACUAUAAGGGACAACAGAGACUUAGUGAGUGUACCAGUAUGCCAUAGAACAGUAUUUACCAGUUCAGUCUUUGUUGAUCUCAUCAGAUGAGGGCACUAAGAAGUGUGUGGAAGUGCUUCCCUCUGCCUUUCUGUCCCUUAAGUUUGGAAAAAAGUUUACCAAAGUUCAUGCUGCUGCUGGUCAUCAAGUGACUCCAAUUUGGAAGUCCAUUUACAUGUAUGGAAGAGGGUAGUGGGAUUUGUAUGGAUCCAAGUCCCAGUGAAAGGGGGCAAUGAGGAGGCUUUCACACUGGUCACUGCUCCAGAUUGUCUCCUGUAUACUGUUUCUGUGUUACUACCAAAAGAAUUAAUCCCCCUCUUUUUAAAAGAAGCAGUUGCCUGGAUAUAUUGACAAGUGUCUUUCAGUAUGUGUUUUUUUUCGUUUGGAAUGACGUGGGGGCUGCUGGAAGGAUGGGUGGAUUGCUGGCAAAUUAAUCGGUUUUGUAACAUAUUGGGUGGAGCUGGGUAAUUGAAAGUUAUCUCGGAGACUCAGGUUCUCUGUUGCAAUGUACAUAACUGAAGUUAUUUUUUUGUUGUAGAAGUUUGAGUUUGUUGCGAUCUUUAUUGGAUCUUUCCGCAGGUUGACGUUCACUAUUCAGGGUGGAUUGUAGACUUGGAGUCGGAGCAGAAAAUGGCCCCGACUCAAAUCCACCUGGAGGUUGGGUUAGACUGUGUGACGGCUUUUUAAAAAAAAUUGUCCCCAAUUCUCUCUCCCUUUUCUGUCCUCACUGCCCAGCCUGCUUUCUAGGUAGAGUUGAGCUCUGCUGACUCUGCUCAUGGCCCAUUAAACAAUAGAAGAGGCACUUCUGUCCUUGAGUUGGUUCCAUUGUCCUCGCUCCACUUCCUCCUCUAGCUGUUUACAUUCUGAAAUUGGUUGCAUCCUACUUGUUUUGAAGAACCAAGCCCAAUGUAUUAAGUUUAUGUAAUGCUUUAUAAAUGGCAAACUGUGUGCCCUGUACCUUUUGCUCUUUCUCUUUCAUGGGUAAUCCCUUAAGUCUAGGAUUGAGAACUCGAGAAUAGAAGGCAAAAAUGUGCUUCACGAUGGAGUGGGUUGAUAACUUCAACUUGUCCACCAUCCCAUAUUGGGACCCCCCUCUUCCUGCUCCCCUUUUCCCCUGUCUGGGACAGAAAGGGAGGGAGAUGCAGGUGCAAGGCUGUGAUCUCUGGAACCUGGGUUCAGAUUGAACCCCACUUGGGAUGGAAGUUGUCUCUUGUCCAGCAACUCGUGUUAAUUUGGGGGCAUGCUCAAUCCAUGUAGUUCCCUGUGGGAAUAGGCCUCCUCACACAUGUUUGGGCCAUCUGGUCAGGUAAGGUCAUUGUCUUUUGUUUUUGGUUUUAUAGGGAGAGGGACAGGUAACCAUGUUUGACAAUACUUUUAUAUUUUGAAAGAAAUGUAGAUCGUUGUGCCUCUUUUGAACGAUCAGUAACAAAUUGAUACCAAAUAAAGUGCCCAGCUUCACUGCAACAGCAAGCGUUUGGGUUGCAGGCUGAUCAGAAACCUAUAACAUCCAUCUUCCUCCUCAUGCCCAUUCCAACUCUCUCCUCCCUUUCCUUCCGCAAAAUUAGUUGUUGAAGCAAAGGGGAGGGGGAGCAGGAGCAGAGCAACUGACAGUUUAUAGAAUGAAUGCAAACAUCCCAGAAACCUCAAGCACAUAUUGUCUGAAAGCAGAAACAGUUUUCACGUGGGAGCAACUGUAUACAUGGAAAUUACUGCAGAUUUCACAGAAAACCUGCGCCAUGCAAAAGGACUUUUAUCUCCACUUUGUAUUGUCAGCAAAUUAUAUUCCAGCUGACUGAAGUCACAAGAGUUGAUGCAGACCUAUUGGUUACCUUCUGGACCUUCCAUUUACUGUGACUAUAGCCUUUACUAGAAAAAUUUCAAAGAUAUUGCUCGAGAUGCCCGUUCCCACUGAAGCUCUGCUGGGAAAUUUAAAUCCAUGCUUGAAAUGGAUAUUGUAUAUUGUAAUGUGAGGGAUUUUUAGCAUUUGAAUGACAAAUAAACAGGACAAACAACAUUGUG